Molecule: messenger RNA, 3588 nt
Organism: Patiria miniata (bat star)
Lineage: Eukaryota; Metazoa; Echinodermata; Asteroidea; Valvatida; Asterinidae
Gene: smg9
Product: protein SMG9-like
Exons: 12
Coding region: 146-1735 (529 amino acids)
Biological process (GO): nuclear-transcribed mRNA catabolic process, nonsense-mediated decay
Source: RefSeq, a predicted model, not a curated record
CCAACCGAAACGAAGCCGAGGUUUAGAAAACACGGCCACAGCAAAAAGAUUUGUCUAGAGAGGGCGCUGUUCAUGCAAACAUUUCAACAGCUGAGAUUCAGAAACGAGAUUCUAAAUAUUGCAGUGUUAUUAGAGCCUGCCGGAUAUGUCUUCAAAAGGAGGGACUGGUCCAGUGGGCGGAGCUAGUGGUGGGGGACAUAAUGGAGGGGGGCGACGGAGGAGAAGACGCGUAAGGUCAAAGACACAGGAAGAGUCCCGAGAUGACUUCAGCUCACCUCAGCUCAGCAAGCCAACCAUCAUCCUUGCCAAGUCCUCCGCGUCUCAGUCACAGGGUAAACAAGAGCUGUACGGCUCCUCGCCCGAACCAGGGGGUGCCACUCCCUCGACUCAUCAAGCGGGGGAAGCCCCCAAGUCCACGCCCCAGUUCAAAAUCAUCACCCGUCAGAGCGAAUCCACCCCCAGCCGACCCAUUCCUACCGUGGCUGCAGGGAGUGCUGCCUCCACGGCGAACCAAGCGCUUUACCAGUCCCCGGCCACCGUGGCCUUGUACGGAUCUUCCCCCAUGACCGAGGCGGGGCAGUCUGGCGGCAGCGGCUCUCAUCACAAUCAGCCCCAGGUUGUGAGUCAGAGUACCAGACCACUGGCACCAUCGGGGACAGCCCAUUCAAUCACCAUUGAAGUCCCUGUUCACAAUAGAUUGACUGCACCCCCCGAGAUGAAACAGAGCGUUCGACUUGUGGACAACAGUUUUCAGUGGUGUGACAAUGGAAUGGAGAUGAUGCUGGACCACACAGACUUCCUGGUGGUGGGCGUGCUGGGCCUGCAGGGCAGUGGGAAAUCAACAUUGAUGUCCAUGCUGGCUGGCAACAAACCAAGUGACCAACAGGGCUCAUAUAUUUUCAAGCCGCAAACCAAAGAGAACCGGAACCAGUCUUUGCACCAGACCAUGGGCAUCGAUCUCUUUGUCACCGGUGAACGGGUCCUGGUGUUGGAUGCACAACCGGUACUCAGCUCCUCAGUCAUGGACCAUCUGCUGAGUCACGAGAAGAGUCUGCCUCCAGACAUGACCUCUGCCGAAAUUUGCAACGAGAUUCAGUCUCUUCAGCUGGCGGCCUUCCUCUUCACGGUCUGCCACGUGGUGCUCGUCGUCCAAGACUGGUUCCUGGACAUGAACCUCAUCGAGUUCAUCAAACGGGCCGAGAUGUUGAAGCCCCCAACCCCAAAUCCGGCAAUGGAGGGGGCGAACAACGAGGACACGGAAGACUUCUUUCCAAACCUCGUGUUCGUGUUAAACAAAGCCAGGCAGGAGGACUUCCAGCUGACAGCAGUCCAGUCCAUGCAUCAGACAAUCGAUAGACUCUUCAAAGAUUCAAAGCUGACAUAUCAAGGAACAGCGUCUUUGACCCACACCAAACUGAUGCCAGGUUUGAAUCCUAAAAACCUGCCGCUUGAUGUCAACUUGUUUGUCCUGCCCUGUCUGGACACUGCGGCCUCUGAGCAUUCAUCCACUGAUGAUCAGUCAAUCUUGCUGAGUCUGUUACCGGUCUCAUACCAAGGCCAUCCCAGUGUGGACCUCCUCGUCAAGUCUUUCCGGAACCAGAUCUACGGUGCUGCCAGAAGUUCCCUCACUCACACCUCUCUGACUGAGAAGAACUGGUUUCACUACGCAGGGAGGACAUGGGAGACCAUCAAGAAAUCCAGCCUCAUGUCAGAGUUCAACAGACUUCUAACCUGAGAGUUUACUUUUGUGAACGAAUAAUGGAUCGUCUGCUUCAGAGGAAAACAAGCUGUUGACCAAGAAUAAAGGCUGUUUUGCUCUUCUCGAUGAGAAAAGCAGUUCAUUCUUUUAUCACUGUUAAUAGAGACUAUGAUCUCCGUGUGCCAACAAAGAGGGCGCCCUUAUAACUAGCAACGACAUCCCAUGGGCGGGCCAUUUACAUGUAGUUGUUUGACAUGCACCGUUCCUUGUGUAUGACGCAUGUACACCAGGGGAUUUGUACUAUGAACUCGCAGUGGUACAGCUGCGGGUCGGGGCAAAAUUGCAGUCAGGCAAGAUGGCGUUGGUCGGUCACCCCCAACUUUGUUUGCCGGUGAGGGGGUACUUGUGAACGGAGCGGAUACCUGUAACUGAACCGUUUUUGUGAGGAAAGAAAAUUGUCAACAGAGACAAGCUGCAGUCGGUGGGGCAAUCUUGCUUUUCCUGCAGACUGUAGUGCCACACAAUAUUCAUUAUUCACUAGGUGAGGAGGAGUCUCAAAAGCUUUGUAUGUUUUAAUGAUGUACGUGUACACGCAAAAGCCUUCCUCAGGUUGACUUGUGAUUUGCUUACCCUGCGAUGGAACUGUCGGCAUCAAGCAGAAAAGUAAUGCCAGGGUCUCAAAACUGAGAUAUCCAAUAUCGUCGCGUCAGUGCAACAAGGUCGUAACUCCAUUCUGCAACAAAGCUUUGUAUCUCGCGUGAAUACGCUCUGUGCAACAAGGACGUAUCUCGACGUCCAUUGACUUUGUGUGUAAAGUCGGGUCAUUUUAAGUGAAAUACGACCUUUUGACAUUCUGAAACUCGCGUUCGUGUCGCAAAAAAUAUUCGGCCACAAGUGGUGUUAUUUUUGGCAUGAGGUGAUUUUCCCUUUUAAAAGCCUGGGCCCUUUUUGUACCAGGAUUUUUAUAUUUGACUGAGCCCAGUGUAACAUUAUCUGGUUAAUCCCUUAAGGCAAUUAAUUACACCACAGGAAGCCAGUCCACGCUCUUUGGGUAGGCCAGUGCCCAAAUAUAUGGCCUAUACUCAGGUGUUCUGGUAAAAGAGGAUAAUGGCAUGAAUUGACGAACAAAAUGCAUGAAAAGCAAACAUAUUAUGCCGAACCGGUCAACCGAUCCUGUUAGCUCGGUGGUCGAGUGGUAAGACAUCUGCACUACAAAGCAGGAGGUCGUGGGUUCGAGUCCCACCCGAGUGAUUUUUUCCAACUUUCACUUGGGAGGUAACACACUGAGUAUACAGUGUUUAAAAAACGUCGGUGAAGGGCAAAACCUAAUUUGAUAUUAUGUUUGGUCAAUUGUGGUAAUUCCCAAUGCAUGUAGGGAUGAUAUGUAUUUACAUGUAUAAAGCGCAGGUAUCCACCAGUAUUGGUGCUCAAGGCGCUACAUCAUUAUUAUGCUGAUUGGGCCAAUGAAACAUUCCAAACACCAUCUCAGCUCCCUGGGGAGUAUACAGCUCAAUGCUGCCAUGUUGGUGCAAACCAGCUAAAAUCAACCACAACACCAUCUCUGCCCUCCUGUAUGAGUGACAAAGUGCCCAGCCCAAGGGCCCACACAUGCAUGCACCAUGAGCUCUGCACUGUCAAAAAUGUUUUGAAUCCUUUUCCCUAACCAUUGAAAACAGUCACUUGAUUGAUUUUGACUGAAUUUGCACAGAAUGUAUAUUUGCAUAGGAGGGAUAAGCAGCUCGUCCUUCUGAGGUAAGCGUUCCUUUUUGUUGCGCUUACUGCUAACGGUCUCCAUGAAAUAGACGGAAGCUCUGUUAGGCCAAAAAAAAAAAUAAGUCGGUCUCUGGUCAGCGCGCGCGUCGAUUUAAAUCAUGCGCGUCAAUUUUUUU